GCCCAUAAACCCAUUACUCUUGCACAAAACCCUAAUCUUAUUCUUCAUACUUCACUCUGUAGUGCUCUGGGGGGGAAAAAAAAAAAAAGAAAAAAAAAAAGAAAAAACGCUCAUCGACGCAUUUGCACAAACAGAGCCACCAUGGUUGCCGCCAAGAAAACUAAGAAGACCCAUGAGAGCAUUAACAAUAGGUUGGCUUUGGUUAUGAAGAGUGGUAAAUACACAUUGGGUUAUAAGACUGUUCUUAAGACCCUUAGAAACUCUAAAGGAAAACUAAUCAUCAUUGCCAACAACUGCCCUCCUCUCAGGAAGUCUGAGAUAGAGUAUUAUGCCAUGUUGGCAAAGGUUGGAGUCCACCACUACAAUGGAAACAAUGUAGAUUUGGGGACGGCUUGUGGUAAAUACUACAGGGUCUGCUGCCUCAGCAUCAUUGACCCUGGUGAUUCCGACAUCAUUAAGAGCAUGCCCGGUGACCAGUGAGGAUGCAUGCCAUUCUGAAUCUUGGAAAAUUGUCCAUUGUCUUUUCUAUAAGAAUAGCUAGUGUAGAUGAUAAUUUUACUUUAUUGUGGUAACUAGCAAGAUAAUGUUGAUGUUAUUUGAAUCAAGUUUUUUGUCUGAGCUAGUAAA
Messenger RNA from Lycium ferocissimum, 627 nucleotides. Its product is annotated as large ribosomal subunit protein eL30. Gene Ontology annotation, molecular function: RNA binding; structural constituent of ribosome. The transcript has 5 exons. NCBI's taxonomy places the organism in Eukaryota, Viridiplantae, Streptophyta, Magnoliopsida, Solanales, Solanaceae. Gene Ontology annotation, cellular component: cytosolic large ribosomal subunit. Bases 142 to 480 code for a protein of 112 amino acids. The record is from RefSeq and is a predicted model, not a curated record.